Molecule: messenger RNA, 1051 nt
Organism: Ziziphus jujuba (common jujube)
Lineage: Eukaryota; Viridiplantae; Streptophyta; Magnoliopsida; Rosales; Rhamnaceae
Product: ribonuclease 3-like protein 1
Exons: 4
Coding region: 145-783 (212 amino acids)
Source: RefSeq, a predicted model, not a curated record
GAGUGGGUGUGGUGGACCACUUCCCUUGGUUGGUUGGGGAACGGAUUUCGCACUUCGUUAGUUUUAGAUGGAGAUUCUUAACUUUGGCCAACACAAAGUAGAGACAUGUAAAUUCACCCAAAAACACACAGACAUGUGAGGGAGAUGGAGAAGAAGAAUUACUCAAUCCCAAAUAGAUCCAUUAUUAAUCUCAAAAACCUUCCUCCUAUAGAUCCAAACAUCAUCACCAACACCCAUAAGACCAAACCCUCUCAGGUUAAGUCAGAGCCAGACAGAUGGAUUGACAUACCUGUAUCUGAAGUUAUAAAGGCAAGUCCCAAACAGGAAAAAAAAUUGGCCGAAGAUGAUCAUAAAGCACUUGUAACAUCAAAUUCUGCCUAUACAACUACUCAGCCACACGAUUUGAGAGCUAAAGAUGCUUCUUUUGGUUCCAGUGGGUGCAAAAUAAGUACUAAGAAGACUAAUGAAAACAGAGCCAGUCCCACUGACUCAACCCUUGAAGGUAAUCCGAAGCAGGGAUCGGCGAAAUCCCGUUUGCAUGAAUUAUGUGCCGCAAACAAAUGGAAGAGUCCUUUAUUCGAGUGCUGCAAAGAGGAAGGACCAAGUCAUAUGAAAAUGUUCACCUUCAAAGUACUUGUUGAGAUUAAGGAAGCCUCAAACACGGUGGUCCUUGAAUGCUUUGGCGCUCCUCAGUCGAAAAAGAAGACUGCUGUAGAGCAUGCUGCUGAAGGAGCAUUAUGGUACUUGAAGCAUGUAGGUUAUUCUUCCAAAGUCCAUAAAUGAGAAUUUGCCUAAUCCUAACGUAGUAUGUUUAUACCGUGUGGUUGGUGAUCAAAAGCAUGAUUUUAAGUAAUAGUUCAGAAAAGAAGGUAGUAAGGUUUGACUCAUGAGUUUCAGACAUGUAGGUGAUGCAGUCUUCUGUUCAUGAUAGCUAGAAAUUCAAACAAAGAAUACAGAUUGACAUAUUGAGAAUUCAUGCUUUGUUAUCAUUUGUGUAUUUGUUCAUAUUGAAAUAAAGAGUCUUGCCAAAAUGAUUCUGUUUUCUUUUUCC